AUGUCGACGGCGGCCGCCGAUGGUGAGCCGGCCACAGUAACCGCGGCCGGUAAUGGCUCGGCGAGCGGACCCCGUGUCUCCUUCAACCGAGACGUCCAUGUGAAGCGUAUCGGCCCCCGUACCGAGCCGACCCGUGUCCAGACCCCGAACGGCGCGGUCCGUAAGGAGCACCCGGAGAACCUCUCGCAGGAAGCGCUCCGCAAGGAGGCCGAGUUUGUGCUCGCCCAGGCCGACCGGAUCGAUCGUCGGGCGCGCUCCAACAGUGCCGGAAGUCCACAGUCCUCGGGUCCAGCGACCGACCUCGGUUCCGAUCGUUUCAACUCGCUUCCAUCGCGCACGAAAUCCCACCCGAAGCGAGUGUCCCGCUCGUCGAGUGACGCCGCGUCGAAGAAGCCACCGGCCACCGGGAAGGGAGGUCUGUUGAAUCUUUUCGGCGGCCGGAAGUCGGCCGCUCCGGCGCAGGAUGAUUCGUUGAGCGCACCACCUCGACCACCACGCCUCGCCACUACGAACCUUGGCCGGAGCAAGAGUGACGUCGGUAGCUCGGCUGGCGCGGUCAGACCACAGACGCAAGGUCGGGCACGGGUACGGGUGCCUCGCAGGGCCACGCAGGAGCUGGGCGAAUUGCGAUCGAUCGGCGGGAAAAAGCAUGAUCCACUGACACCGAUCAUCGAGGCCGCCACACCAUUGGAGAACGGACCGCAGGUCGAUCCACUGACCGUGUUCGUGCAGCGUGCUCGGGCCGUGUCCGAGGAACCGCAGGGUGCAGGGCGCAGGACCCUGGCCAACAACUCCUUCACGCACCACGGCAUGGAAGCCGGCUCGCGGUCCGUGGGGAACUUGCACAGCUCGCAGCUACCGCCGGAGAAGCCGCACCUCACGAAGGGCGUCACGGUCGAGAGUAUCGUGAGGCGGUUGUCCAGCGAGCGGCACUCGUCACCCCCACCGGCCCAGAUCGUCAGCGGGGGCUUCUCCUACACCCGGCACUCCGAGCCCACAACGACGACGACGAUCGGCAGUCGGACCUACACUACCUCCGAGCGGGAAUCGGCCAAGAUGGCAAGACCCUCGACCGGGUUCCUGGAUGCAACGCAACGUCCCAGUCCGCCACUGCCCAAGUACCGGCUGGACGAGGCGGAUCACUCGCCGCGCUCGUUGUUCCGUACCGUGCGCCACACGAACAGCGACGAGGACGAAGGGCUCGGCGGGAUCGACUAUAGCCGCCACGGGCACGCCGCCCCAACGCCGCGCUACAAAUCCUCGGCCUAUCUCAGCACCUCGGGGCCAGCCAUAUCGCCGCCACAGGAGCGUACGUCUCCGAAGACGUUCUCGGACGAGGAUCACCUGAUCACGCCCCACAUCCGCUCGACGCCGGUGUUCGGCGAGCGGGGCAGCUACACGACCAGUAGCUACACGAUGCACUACCGCGGUCAGGCCGACGGCAAGGAGCACCUGCCGGAGUUCCACGAGCUGGCCCAGCGCCGCGAGAUCCUCGAGUCCCGGAUCCGGUCGCGGAUCGGUUCCCGGGAUCUGCUCGAUCGGUUGUCACCGGAACGGCCCGUACCGAUCCAGCUGACCCCGGGCAGCGCUGGGAGCGGCGGAGUACACUACCGGACCACGGUGGAUCGGCUGCUGGAGCGUGAGUCACCCCGCCGGACUCUAUCGCCGACGUUCCGGGAGGUGGACACCCAGAACGGCCUGAGAGUCACGCGAUCGUCGUCCUCGAAGAACUCGCCGACGGCUGGCGGGUAUGUGGAAACCCACGUCACGAAGACGGUCGUCAACCGGGACGGGAAGCCGGUGUCGGAGGAGUACGUCGAGCGGCGCAAGUACCCGGGCGAGGCGGUGGAAGCGGUCAGCACGUCGAGGACGAUCUACGAUCGUGACGGCUCGGCCGGGCGGACCGAGCUUAAGCGCUACAACCGGGUGGUGCCGGAGCAGCAGCAGACCGGAGUCAGGCACGUCACCGACAAGGGUGACUCCGGGAUUGAGAACGACUUCCGGAAGGACUCGUUCAACCAGGAGUUCAUGGUGGGGAACAGGUUUACGCUGACGGAGAACGUUGGCGCCUGCGAGGACUUCCUGCGCAUGGAGCGCACCCACACGAACAGCUGCAUGCGCAAGCCCCGGCGGACGUACGCGUACCGGGAGCGAAGCAUCGACGAUGGAUCGAGGUACGAUCCACGUUUGGAUGACAUUUCAACCAGCCGCAGCUACACCCGCGACUCCGCGAAGCUGAAGACCGAGAAGAAGACGGGCAGUCUGGCCAAGGUGAAGCAGUUCGUCAGCUCGACCCGCAAGAAGUUGACACGACUGGGCACGGACGACAAGCGGGAGCCGGGUUCCGGGUCACGCUCCGGAAGUCUGCGCUCGGACAGUGAUCCGUCGCGCGUUCCGGACAUCGCCACCCGGAGGCGCCUCUCGACGCCCAAGUCCAGCCCGUCGUCCGCCAAGCGGUCCCUUUCGUUCUCCCGGAGCUCCAAAGUGUCGAUGGCCAACAGUGCGACGCCGGACGGGCAGAAACCACCGUCCACGAAACCGGAGUGGUUCAAGUCGUUCGAUCGGCUGUCCCGCAAGAAGCUCCUGUCGAGCUCGAAGACGAACGUGGGGAACGGGGACACGAAGACGCUUCCUUCGCCGGCCAAGCAGACGAAGAGUUUGCGCUUCUUCGGUGACACCGACACCGAGUACGCCGAGCAGCCGUCCUACCGAUCGGCACGGAGUAAUCUUUCGAAAACGGACAAGAAGUAUCGCAGUGCCCACGAUCUGGACGCGGCGCCCAAGAUGCGCGAAGCUGCCCGGAACCGCUCGUCCUCGUUGCACAACCUGGACGAAGAGGAUGAACUGAAUCUGCGGGGCCACUCCAGCACUCUGAUUCGCACGAGAUCGCCAUCGCCGCCACCGUCAACCUCGUACAGCCGGCAGGAGCGGAGUAUGUCCCGGAACCGGACACACCACCGAUCUCGUGAGACGAGCAUCGAUGUGGUGGAUACCGACCGACCGCGAUCCCAGACACCGAUGCGUCACGGCACGGGUCGAAGCCGGACCAGCGAGCACAAGAAGCCCCCGGUGGGGCCACCGAAACCUGCACGCACCUUCGAACGGCGGGACAGUUUGAACAGGGACAUCGAUCGAAUUUUGGACAGCUCGGGAACGGAGGGAGAAUCUAGUCAGCAAAGUCAGCGCAGCGUAGUCUUUCUGCACGCCACUACUGUUGGAGAUAUUCCACAUCCGCAGAUCGCGAACGCCCGCCGGCGGGCGUAUUCCCGCGAGUCCCUCAACCAGUCGGUUGCCUCGUCGAAGAAGGUGCAGCCGAUGACGCGCACCGUGUCCCGCUCCAUCUCGGUGCUGGCGCCCUGGAAGCCGAAGAACAUCCGCGAGGGCUACGAGAUCGACUACCACAAGGAGCAGCAGACGAAACCGAUCUCAACGCUGCCACGCCCGGGGACGCUGAGCCGCUCGAAUCGCGAUCGCCGUCAGUCGGCCCGGGACGACCCGGACUCAGACAAGAGUUCGGCGUUCGAGCAGUCGGCGGGACGCUCCAGCGUCGCCUCGGAGCAACGUAGGUCGAUCGGUGGUGCAUCGGUGGCCACCACACCGUACUCGUCGACCACGUUGCCUAGCUCGCGACGCGUGAAGGACUCGAUCGCCCACUACCCAUCGCGCACCGGCGGCCGCGAUGGCUCAACCCUCAAGUACCGAUAGUCGCGCACUCGACGGAGGCGAAUAUAAAUUGUUUCACUGUUACGGCGUACUGGAGGAUAACGGAAACAUAAAAAAGGAAAAGAAGUUUGAUGUAACCAGUACGACGUAGAGCAGGCCGGUUCCCUCGUGUUCCGCUAUCUUCAACUCCCGCACGGUGCCCCGUUUAACAGCACUUAAGCAAGCAAAGUCUAACUAGAUAUUGGUUUUCGCGCCCCACUUACGACUGACCCCUUAGCGAAGCGUACCCGAUGGAUAUGGAUAAAGUUUUCCUUUCCUUUUUUAUUUUAUUUCGUUCAGGUUUCUAAUAAUCUAAUAAAGACAUAUGUAUAGCG
Anopheles bellator is the source of this 4037-nucleotide messenger RNA. RefSeq lists its product as uncharacterized. The transcript has 8 exons. The coding region runs from base 1 to 3705 and encodes 1234 amino acids. The record is from RefSeq and is a predicted model, not a curated record. Lineage: Eukaryota; Metazoa; Arthropoda; Insecta; Diptera; Culicidae.